This is a messenger RNA of Acomys russatus (golden spiny mouse), 1880 nucleotides long. RefSeq names its product baculoviral IAP repeat-containing protein 3. Gene Ontology annotation, biological process: regulation of apoptotic process. NCBI's taxonomy places the organism in Eukaryota, Metazoa, Chordata, Mammalia, Rodentia, Muridae. The record is from RefSeq and is a predicted model, not a curated record. The coding region runs from base 22 to 1830 and encodes 602 amino acids. Gene Ontology annotation, cellular component: cytoplasm; nucleus. The transcript is spliced from 8 exons.
UCCCCCUCCCAGCGCAUCGCCAUGACCAUGGUUCAAGACAGUGUGCUCCUGGCCAAGCUGAUGAAGGGCACCGACACCUUUGAGUUGAAGUAUGACUUCUCGUGUGAGCUGUACCGCUUGUCCACCUACUCCGCCUUCCCCGCUGGAGUUCCUGUCUCGGAAAGGAGCCUGGCUCGCGCUGGCUUUUAUUACACGGGCGUCAACGACAAGGUCAAGUGCUUCUGCUGUGGCCUGAUGCUGGACAACUGGAAACAAGGGGACAGUCCCGUUGACAAGCACAGAAAGCUGUACCCCAGCUGCAGCUUUGUGCAGACCCUCAAUCCACCGAAGAGGCCGGAAGCCAGCCCACAGCCUUCUCUCCCUCCUGCAGCAACGAGCACCAUUCCUUCCUUCCUUGCAAGUUUGGAGAACACCGGCUAUUUCAGCGGCUCUUUCUCAAGCUUCCCCUCAGACCCUGUGAACUUCAGGGCCAACCAAGAUGGCCCCGCUUUGACGACCAGUCCCUCCCACUUUGCAAUGAACUCAGAGAAGGCCCGGUUACUCACCUAUCAAACAUGGCCUUUGUCCUUUCUGUCACCGGCCGAGCUGGCCAAAGCAGGCUUCUACUACAUAGGGCCUGGAGACAGAGUGGCCUGCUUUGCCUGUGGCGGGAAACUGAGCAACUGGGAACCGAAGGACGACGCUACGUCAGAGCACAGGAGGCAUUUCCCCAGCUGUCCGUUCAUAAAAGCGCGGGGUGGAUCCGUUUCGAGAUACACCGUCACUAACCUGAGCAUGCAGACGCAGGCCGCGCGCCUUAGAACCUUCCUCAGCUGGCCUUCCAGCGCUCUGGUUCUUCCCCAGCAACUCGCAAGCGCCGGCUUUUAUUACACAGGACACAGUGAUGACGUCAAGUGCUUUUGCUGUGACGGUGGGCUGAGGUGCUGGGAGUCUGGAGAUGACCCCUGGGUGGAGCACGCCAAGUGGUUUCCAAGAUGUGAGUACCUGACAGAAAUCAAGGGACAAGAGUUUGUCAGUCAAGUUCAAGCCACUUAUCCUCAUCUACUUGAACAGCUAUUAUCUACGUCAGAUACCCCGGAAGAUGAGACUGCAGAGGCAGCAGUCGUGCAUUUCGGACCAGGCGAAAGUCCAGAAGAUGCCAUCAUGAUGAACACGCCUGUGGUGAAAGCGGCAUUGGACAUGGGCUUCAGCAGGAGCCUGGUGAGACAGACAGUUCAGCGUCAGAUCCUGGCCAGCGGGGAGAAUUACAGGACCGUCAGUGAUCUCGUGAUUGGCCUGCUCGAUGCUGAAGAUGAAAUGAGGGAAGAGCAGAAACAGCAAGCUGCAGAGGAAACGGAGUCAGAUGAUCUAACAUUAAUUCGGAAGAACAAGAUGGUGCUCUUCCAACAUUUGACGUGUGUGACACCAUUCCUGGAUUGUCUCCUAAGUGCCGGGGCGAUCACUGAGCAGGAGUCCGAUGCUAUAAAACAGCAGCCACAGACCUUGCAAGCAAAAGCUCUGAUUGAUACUGUUUUAGCCAAAGGAAGCACUGCAGCAACCUCAUUCAGAAACUCCCUCCAGGAGAGUGACCCUGCCUUAUACAAAGAUUUAUUUGUGCAACAGGACAUUCGGAGUCUUCCCACAGAUGACAUCACAGCUCUGCCGAUGGAAGAACAGCUACGGAAACUACAGGAGGAAAGAACCUGCAAAGUGUGUAUGGACAGAGAGGUGUCCAUUGUGUUCAUCCCCUGUGGCCAUCUGGUCGUCUGCAAAGACUGCGCCCCGUCCCUGAGAAAGUGCCCCAUCUGCAGAGGAACCAUCAAGGGCACCGUGCGCACUUUUCUCUCCUGAGCAGGACCCGGCGUUGGAGGGACAGCAGGAGGGACAGAAGUUCCGUGAGG